Molecule: messenger RNA, 2005 nt
Organism: Heterocephalus glaber (naked mole-rat)
Lineage: Eukaryota; Metazoa; Chordata; Mammalia; Rodentia; Bathyergidae
Gene: Hoxa9
Product: homeobox A9
Biological process (GO): anterior/posterior pattern specification; proximal/distal pattern formation; regulation of transcription by RNA polymerase II
Cellular component (GO): nucleus
Molecular function (GO): DNA-binding transcription factor activity, RNA polymerase II-specific; RNA polymerase II cis-regulatory region sequence-specific DNA binding
Source: RefSeq, a predicted model, not a curated record
UCAUAAUUUCCUCGGGUCGGGCCGGGCCGGCCAGGCGCGGGGCACGACAAUGGCCACCACCGGGACCUUGGGCAACUACUACGUGGACUCGUUCCUGCUGGGCGCAGACGCCGCGGAUGAGCUGAGCGCCGGCCGCUACGCACCGGGGGCCCUGGGCCAGCCUCCUCGGCAGGCGGCGGCACUGGCCGAGCACCCUGACUUCAGCCCGUGCAGCUUCCAGUCCAAGGCGGCGGUGUUCGGCGCCUCGUGGAACCCGGUGCACGCGGCGAGCGCCAAUGCCGUGCCCACCGCAGUGUAUCACCACCAUCACCACCACCCCUACGUGCACCCCCAGGCGCCCGUGGCGGCGGCGGCGCCGGACGGCAGGUACAUGCGCUCCUGGCUGGAGCCCACGCCCGGUGCGCUCUCCUUCGCGGGCUUGCCCUCCAGCCGGCCUUAUGGCAUUAAACCUGAACCGCUGUCGGCCAGAAGGGGUGACUGUCACACGCUUGACACUCACACUUUGUCCCUGACUGACUAUGCUUGUGGUUCUCCUCCAGUUGAUAGAGAAAAACAACCCAACGAAGGCGCCUUUUCCGAAAACAAUGCUGAGAAUGAGAGCGGCGGAGACAAGCCCUCCAUCGAUCCCAAUAACCCGGCAGCCAACUGGCUCCACGCGCGCUCCACUCGGAAGAAGCGCUGCCCCUAUACCAAACACCAGACGCUGGAACUGGAGAAAGAGUUUCUGUUCAACAUGUACCUCACCAGGGACCGCAGGUACGAGGUGGCCCGACUGCUCAACCUCACUGAGAGGCAGGUCAAGAUCUGGUUCCAGAACCGGAGGAUGAAAAUGAAGAAAAUCAACAAGGACAGAGCAAAAGACGAGUGAUGCCAUUCAGGUUCAUUCCUAAAAGAGAGCAAGCUAGGGAGAAAAAGAAAGGACUGCCUGUCCCCUUCUCCCUUCUCUCACCACACUGUACCUCCGCCACCCACACAAAGCAGCUCUAAACCCCAGGCCUCAUCUCCCCCCUGGCAAACCCUGCUCAGGCUGGCUCCUAGGUCUGGGGCUUUGAUGGAGGAGGUAUUGUAAGCUUUCCAUUUUCUAUAACUACAAAAAAAAAACAAAAAAAGGGCAUUAGCGCUGAUGGCUGUGUGUGCUAGCUUGUAUAUAUUUUUAAAAAUCUACCUGUUCCUGACUUAAAAGAAAAAAAACUACCUUUUUAUAAUGCACAACUGUUGAUGGCGGGCUGUAUAGUUUUUAGUCUGUGUAGUUAAUUUAAUUUGCUCUUUGUGUGGCAGCGUGAUCUGCUGAGAUACUUGAACACUGUGUUUUAUUGUGGUAAUUAUGUUUUGUGACUCAAACUUCUGUGCUGGGUGACGCACCCGUUGUGAUUGUGAAAGCUAGAAUUCAAUUUGAACUCAGGUUGUUUAUGAGGGGAAAAACAGUUGCAUAGAGUAUAGCUCUGUAGUGGGAUACGUCUUCUGUAUAACUAGGCUGUUAACCUAUGAUUGUAAACUAGCUGUAAGGAUUUCCCAGUGAAAUAAAAUUUUUUAAAGGGAGAGGGGUUCUCCUGGAUGCAUAGGCUUAUGAUUUUUCCACUUUUGAAAUGCAAGCAUUUUAGUCUUUAUGUGCUCUAGAGUCCUUUCUUGCCCAUUGUAUAUAUAAUCUAUAUAUUGAAGAAAAAGCUCAUAAUCAGAGAAGCUUGAAUAUUGUUUUUGCACCAGAGAAACAGUGAGAAAAUUCGGAGCUAUACAUAUGUGCAGAAGGUUACUACCUAUGGUUUAUGCUUAAUUUUAAUUGGGGGAAAUGAACGCUUAUUGUAAUGGAGUCAAUUUUAUUGUUAAUAAAUUGUACACCACGAAACCGCCAUUGGGCUACUGUAGAUUUGUAUUCUUGAAUCUCGGGUUUCCAUCUGGCUGAACAUACACUGUAUAUUUUGCAAUAGUUACCUCAAGGCCUACUGACCAAAUUGUUGUGAUGAGAUAUUUAACUUUUUGCCAAAUAAAAUAUAUUGAUUCUUUUCUA